AAGACAUCCAUAGAUUGCACACUCUCCUCCUCCUCCGUUCCCCUCCACCACUUCUUUGGGUGUGUUUUAUCUCCGAGAGAGAGAGAGACUGUAACUGAGCAGCGAGCGCUAGCCAGAGAAAUGAUCUCGUGGCACGACCUGAACACGGUGCUGGUGGCGGUGGUGCCGCUGUACGUGGCGAUGGUGCUGGCGUACGGGUCGGUGCGGUGGUGGGGGAUCUUCUCGCCGGAGCAGUGCGCUGGCAUCAACCGAUUCGUGGCCGUCUUCGCCGUGCCUCUGCUCUCGUUCCACUUCAUCUCCACCAACGACCCCUACGCCAUGAACCUCCGCUUCGUCGUCGCCGACACCCUGCAGAAGCUGCUCGUCCUCGCGGCCCUGGCCGUCUGGUCCAAACUCCUCCGCCGACGCCCGUUCCCUGGCGGCGUUUCAUCCCUCGACUUGUCCAUCACCGCUUUCUCUCUCUCCACCCUCCCCAACACGCUGGUGAUUGGCAUCCCCCUGCUCGUCGCCAUGUACGGGCCCUAUUCCGGCUCCCUCAUGGUCCAGGUCGUCGUCUUGCAGUGCAUCAUCUGGUACACCCUCAUGCUCUUCCUCUUCGAGUACCGCGCCGCUCGCCUCCUCGUCGCCGACCAGUUCCCCGACACCGCCGCCUCCAUCGUCUCCUUCCGUGUCGACCACGAUGUCGACUCGCUCGACGCCGGGGCUGCCGAGACCGCUGCAGAAUUCAACGGCGACGGCAAGAUUUACGUCACCGUCCGCAAGUCAACGUCGUCCAGGAGGUCGACCGUGACGACCCCCCGGCCGUCCAACCUUACCGGCGUUGAGAUCCACUCCCUCAGCUCUUCCCGGAACACCACCCCCAGGGGAUCCAACUGCAACAACGCCGAGUUUCCCUCCCCGACACCGCCAUUCCGCUCGUCGAGCUUCGGCCCCGCCGACAUCUACUCCCUACACUCCAGCUUAGACAACGACCACUACGCCACGGAGGUCCCAGCCGCGGCGAAGAAGCCGCCCCAUCCGCAACCCAGCUACCAUCACAACCACCGAGCAGGGGUGGGAGCAACGACGGUAAAGGCGGCAGCGGACGCGAAGGAGCUGCACAUGUUCGUGUGGAGCUCGAGCCCGUCGCCGGUGUCGGACCACGUCGAUCACGGGGCAAAGGAGAUUCCGGUGGUGGUGCCAGCCGACGUGCCCUUUAACGGCCUCACCACCAAAGGCUUCGACGAGGAGGAGGCGGCCAACUACAAGGGCGCGGGAGGAGGAGAAGGAGGAGGGCCGUCCGAUAGCGACGGAGGGCCACACCAGAUGCCCCCCGCGGGCGUCAUGACCCGUCUGAUCCUGAUCAUGGUGUGGCGUAAGCUGGUCCGCAAUCCCAACACCUGCUCCAGCCUCGUCGGCCUCCUCUGGUCCCUCGUCGCCUUCCGGUGGAACAUUACCAUGCCGAAGGUUGUAGAGAAGUCCAUCUCCAUACUCUCCGACGCGGGCCUCGGGAUGGCCAUGUUUAGCUUAGGGCUGUUCAUGGCGCUGCAGCCGAGGAUAAUAGCGUGCGGGAACAGGGUGGCCGCGCUCGCCAUGGUGAUCCGGUUCGUGGCCGGACCCGCGACGAUGGCCGUGUCGUCCGUCGCCGUCGGCCUGCGUGGGACCCUCCUCCACGUCGCCAUCGUGCAGGCGGCGCUGCCGCAGGGCAUCGUGCCCUUCGUCUUCGCCAAGGAGUACAACCUCCACCCUGCCAUCCUCAGCACAGCGGUUAUAUUUGGGAUGCUGAUAGCUCUUCCGAUCACCUUGCUAUACUACAUUCUUCUGGGACUAUGACAGACUUCUUCUCCUGCAAUGAUGCUGACGCUCCUCUACCUCACCAAAUGGAUGCGACAGUCUCCACCUUAGAGAACAACACUGUGUGUAAACGACAUCAUCUUACUACAGAGGCAGAAAGGAAUCAUGGUGCAAAGGCUUCUCGCUGAAUCAAUUUGACAGCCGAUGUGGAAUCUAUAUGUAGUCAAAGGUGUUGACCCGUUCAAAGCUUUGAACGAGGAAAGGUGAAGUAGAAACGAGGCAGAUAAAGGAGAGCGUGGUGUCAAACGAGGACAUCGCUUUCUUAAGCAAAUCGUCUCCCAUUCCGGCUGAGCCAUCAACUCAUACCGACAUCUCACUGCUUAAUAGAUUAAUUCUUAUAAUUAGUUAUUUUUAACGUCCCAAUUUUUAUACUUU
Molecule: messenger RNA, 2208 nt
Organism: Musa acuminata subsp. malaccensis (wild Malaysian banana)
Lineage: Eukaryota; Viridiplantae; Streptophyta; Magnoliopsida; Zingiberales; Musaceae
Product: auxin efflux carrier component 3a-like
Biological process (GO): transmembrane transport
Cellular component (GO): membrane
Source: RefSeq, a predicted model, not a curated record